Messenger RNA from Miscanthus lutarioriparius, 642 nucleotides. The record is from the annotation of a GenBank genome assembly. Lineage: Eukaryota; Viridiplantae; Streptophyta; Magnoliopsida; Poales; Poaceae.
AUGGCCGCCGCCGCCGCCGCCGCUCUCCAACUAGCGAUGGCGGUGGCCCGCUGCGACGCCCAGAAAGGGCCACCCGUACCUCUCCUUCCUCCCUCCCUCCUAUUCCCCAUUCGAGCUCUGAAUUUGUCAGCAGCCAGGAUGGCCGGCGGCAAGCAAGAAAUGCCGGAUCCAAGUCCUAUGGGCCGACGGGCGCAGCCCUGGGUGUUGGCGACGUUGUGCAACGUUGACGCCUGUGUGGUGGUGUACGGCGAGGGGGAGUCGCAGCCGAAGGUGUGGCUGGACGCGCCCAAGGUGGCCCAGGUGCUUGCCUUCAACACCAUGCCGGAGCUGGACCAGUGCAAGAAGAUGAUGGACAUGGAAGGCUUCCUCAACCAGCGCAUCGACAAGCUCGAGGAGCAUCCGCACAAGGCGCAGUGCGAGAACCGCGAGCGCGAGACCACGCUCCUCCUGCAUGACGCCAUCGCCGCCCGCCGCCCAGGCCUCACGGGCCUCUCCGUCGAGAUCGCCUGCCUCGGGUGGCCGAGGAGUGCUUCACGGCGCACAACACGUUGGCAGGCAGGCGAGAGCCUGCUCUGUGACGCCGCCCGUAAUUUAUCACUGGCAUCAAUAACCACACACUGGACGGCACAUUUCGAAUGGUGA